Messenger RNA from Pochonia chlamydosporia 170, 534 nucleotides. RefSeq names its product phospholipase A2. Gene Ontology annotation, biological process: arachidonate secretion; phospholipid metabolic process. Bases 1 to 534 code for a protein of 177 amino acids. The transcript is spliced from 2 exons. The record is from RefSeq and is a predicted model, not a curated record. NCBI's taxonomy places the organism in Eukaryota, Fungi, Ascomycota, Sordariomycetes, Hypocreales, Clavicipitaceae. Gene Ontology annotation, molecular function: A2-type glycerophospholipase activity.
AUGAAGUUCAACGCCCUUCUUCUUGCUUUGGCCACCACGGUCGUCGCAGCACCGACUUCAGAUGUCACCACCCUAAAACGCCAGGAUAUCAACACUGUCACUGACCAGCUCCUCUUCUCUGUGACUCUUCCUGAGUUUGAGACUCGUCGUAACAGGAAGGAUCCCGCGUCCCUGGACUGGUCUUCAGACGGCUGCACCAGUUCCCCUGAUAACCCAUUUGGAUUCCCUUUCCUCCCUGGCUGCCACCGUCACGACUUUGGCUACCAGAAUUACCGAGUUCAGAAGCGCUUCACAAAACCAAACAAGGCCAAGAUUGAUCUCAAUUUCAAGUCCGACUUAUACUUCCAAUGCAAGGAUGUGGCAGCCAAAACUGCUUGCGAAAAACUCGCAAACGUCUAUUAUGAGGCCGUGAAGCUCUUUGGCGGUAGUGACGCUACCAAGCGUAACACUGCGUACGAACAGGCAGUUGAGGAGUACAAUGAGGCUGUCAAGGAGGCCCAGGAACAGGGUCUGUUGCCCAUUUUGGACAAUUGA